Molecule: messenger RNA, 8572 nt
Organism: Ylistrum balloti
Lineage: Eukaryota; Metazoa; Mollusca; Bivalvia; Pectinida; Pectinidae
Product: WD repeat-containing protein 7-like
Exons: 26
Coding region: 60-4583 (1507 amino acids)
Cellular component (GO): cytoplasm
Molecular function (GO): protein binding
Source: RefSeq, a predicted model, not a curated record
AUGAGAAUUUGACAGGGAUACCUUUGAUUUUUGUCCGCUGUUCAUUAAGGUCAAUAACAAUGACAGGCGGAAGUAACUUAGUGGUGCCGAUUGUGUUAUGGGGAAGGAAUGCCCCAACACACUGUAUUUCCACCUUACUGAUGACACCAGAUCAGAGAAACAUUAUCACUGGCUGCAACGAUGGACAAAUCGCUAUUUGGGAUGUCACAAAGACCUGGGAGAUCUACCCUCGUAGUAUGUUGUUUGGACAUACUUCUGCAAUCAGCUGUCUGGCUCUUGGCAGUUCUCGUCCAAACCUACCUUAUAUCGUUAGUGCUUCAGAGAACGGAGAGAUGUGCCUGUGGGACAUUACCGAUGGCAGGUGUAUAGAGUGUACAAAGAUGUCAUUCAUCCACUCUAAUAUGCAGGCUUAUCAGUUCAGAAAGGACGUUCGGCUAGUAUGUAAUGGCUACUAUCCAGAGAUUUUGAUUAUCGACCCUUUAACAUUUGAAAAAAUCUACUCACUGUCUUCCAAAGUUGCUCCCGACUGGAUCAGUGCCUGCUGUGUUCUCCGACCAGUGAAACGACAAGAUGAUGUCAUCGUGGCCAUAUCUAAUUCUGGAGCAGUCAAGGUCUGGAGUCUGAUGGGGACAGAGAAUAGAGCACAGCCUGUAUACGAGGAUGAAUCCAAACAGAUAAAAUGUCUGAAUGCCCAGACUCUUGCUUGCUGUCCAUUCAACCAGAGAACCGUUCUUAUCGUCUGCUCCAAAUAUUGGCAGAUCUAUGAUGCAGGAGACUUCACCAACCUGUGUUCCGAGUCCAACAGGUGUGGGGAGAGGUGGUCAGGUGGAGACUUUGUUAGUGUUGAUAAAGUCAUCGUGUGGAGUAAUGAGGGCAAAGGUUACCUGUACAAAUUACCUACCAAUGCCACACCUGACAGCCCUGACUACCACCGACAGAGUCACCAGCCGUCAUCACCACAUGCAUACUACAUACUCGACAUGUACUCGGAACUGUCUAUGGCCUGUUCUCCGGCUAUGACCUUUCACCAAGGUCAAGAGGAGAAUCCUACCCAACUUUUGAUCCGUGGAGACUCCGAAGGUCAGCUGGUUGCUUGGACGCUGCCUACUGUGACAGAACGACAGAUGACCUUGGUCAGACAAGAAAGUUUUGACCGCCUUCCAGCUUUGCCUCCACGAUGCAGCACAACUCUACAGGAAGUAUGGGACAGCCUCUAUCAGCCUCCUUCUGGUAUCAUUGACGGAUUGUGUGACGAGGAAGGGAGACCACUCCAUAUCACGUCCACUAUCUACAUCCCAUCUCAAGGCAAGGUAGCGUGUGGCAGGGAGGAUGGGAGCAUAGUUAUUGCACCUGCUACCCAAAGUAUAAUUACCCAACUGCUUGACUUCAAGAUCGACAAAGAUGACAUUCCCACCCGUAUAUUGAGAGGACAUGAUGGUCGAGUGACAUGUCUGUUAUACCCAUUUAAUGACAGUUCACGAUACGAGCCGAGUCACCUCCUGUCAGGUGGAGCUGAUUUUUCUGUUAUGCUGUGGGACAUGUACAAUGGGUUGAAGCUUCAUACAUUUACAGUGCAUGGAGGGGAGAUAACUCAGCUCAUUGUUCCGCCCUGCUCCUGCAAUACAAGAAUUUUGUCAUCCGUUUGCUCAGUGGCAAGUGAUCAUUCAGUAACUCUCUUGAGUCUGAAGGAGAGAAAAUGUAUUAUGCUCGCUGGUCGUCACCUAUUUCCCGUACAGACCAUAAAGUGGCGCCCUCUUGAUGACUUCAUGGUUGUGAGCUGUUCUGAUGGCACAGUGUACGUCUGGCAGAUGGAAACAGGGCACCUAGACAGGGUGGUACAUGGCAUUACAGCAGAAGAAAUUCUAAAUAAUUGUGAUGAAAAUGCCGCCCCUACAGAUCAGCUCAUCAAUCCCAAUCUAACGCUAGCCCAGGCCAUCAAACGUCGUAAUCUCUUGACUUUCAAAAACCUGGCCCAACAGAAACUGCAACAACAGAUGGUUCAGCAACAACAGGCACAAGGGGCUCGCUGUGACCUAGUCAAACCGCAAUCCUACCCGAUGUACAUACAGGGCGUGAGGACCAAUACCCGUAAUCCUGAUGCCCACAUCAUCUUCUUUGAUACAGAGUCUCUGAUUGUCCAGCUGCUUACUGACGAAUAUGCCCUGAUGUCGCCAGGAGAGCUUGAGGCAAAGGGCUUUUUCUUACCGGGACCAACAGAUGCCCCUAGUGGGGACAUAAACGAGGCCCAGGCCAAGAUAGCAGGUAUGAUGGCGAAGAUUAAAGAGAAAGCCGACAGCGUGGGACAAAAGAUUCAAGCCAGAGUGGACUCUUCUGGAAUGAGCGCCUCUCCUUCAGGAAGUGCGCGGGAGUCACCAAGUCUCGGGCGAAGAGGCUCGCCAAAAAUCAACAUUUCUGGACAAGCUGACACGAACCUGACGAUGGAGAUUGCGCAGUUAUUCAUGUCCUGUCUCCAUGCCUGGGGUCUUGACCCUGACUUGGACAAGUUGUGUGUUAACAAGUUAGGGUUGUUAAAACCUCGGUGUCCUAUAUCAUUUGGACUGAUAUCUCGCAGCGGCCAUAUGUCCCUCAUGUUACCGGGUUGGCAUAAAAAGGUUUGUCAUGAGGAAAUGGGCGUGCCUGAACCACAAAAAUCAGUCAUGCCUGGCAGAGGAAGAGGAAAGGUGACUUUGAAACAGCAGGCAAGGUCGGCGACUUACAGUGAAAUAGAGCGUAACAGGUUGAGUGGUGAUUACACAACCGACAGUGAUAUAGAAAACGAGCAUGGUCCGUUGACCAAGCGUCCAUCAGAUGGCGCUGUGUUAGGGAAGGAGAGUUUCCAACAGCAGGAGAUGAAGAUCUUUUCUAGCAAGGCUCGAUGGCAGAUUUCCAGUGGAGUAACCACACAGCAUCUCCUCAGUGUUAUAUCUACAGCUAACACACUAAUGAGCAUGAGUCACGCAACAUUUGCUACGAAGCGCAUCAUCAAAAAACAUCUUAAAGGAACCAAGAUUGGGGUUCAUAAAGGGUUAUUAGUGGCUGAGGACAACAGUUCAGAAGGUGGUAGUGAGGAUGAGUCAGAUAUGGCCAUGAUGCAACAAUCACAGAUAAAACAGGGAUGGAGUCUUCUCGCUGCACUCCACUGUGUUCUACUCCCGGAAAUGGUUGGCUCCUCCAGUAUCCAGCCUCCUCAACUGGAGAUGUUAGCACGGCGCUGGCAGGACAGGUGUCUGGAGAUUCGGGAAGCAGCUCAAGCACUGUUGCUAGCUGAGCUUCGUAGGAUUGGACCAGAAGGAAGGAAAGAGGUGGUGGACAUUUGGUCUCCUUACCUCCCUACUUAUGUGGAUCAGAAUGUCAGUCUAAUGGCCAGUGAUGGCUCGCGAGCCGAAGAUGAAGACGAGGAUUAUGAUGAUGAGGAUCCAAUGGUUACAGGUGACUACCCAGUCAACAAGACAUCAACCUCAUUUGAGAGUCGUCGUAAGCAGGCAACAGCUAUUGUCAUGUUAGGUGUGGUCGGAGCUGAAUUCGGACACGAGAUGGAACCAUCACGACGUAAAAACGAGGAUAUUAAGAAAUCCAGAAAAGUAUCGUCAGCAAUCAACCAGGACGGCUUCACUCUGACAAACUACUCCCUAUCCAGACAUACCAGUAAAGCACUGAUGUAUUUACUACAGCAGCCCCCGAGCCGGCGCCUGCCUGCUCACACACCCAUCAGACGUGCGUCAGUGGAUCUCCUGGGACGUGGUUUUACUGUGUGGGAGCCCUAUCUGGACGUAUCUGCUGUAUUAAUGGGUCUACUGGAGCUGUGCUCAGAUGCUGAAAGACUAGUACCACACAGUAUGACAUAUGGUUUACCUUUGACCCCGGCUGCCGAUGCCUGUAGAAGUGCACGCCACGCCCUCUCUCUCAUAGCCACAGCGAGGCCGCCAGCUUUCAUUAUCACUAUAGCUAAGGAAGUGGCACGCUACAACGCUCUGGCACAAACAGCUCAGUCUCAGCAUUCCAACAUCCACAAUAAUGUCCUUGUGAAGAGUAAACAAGAGAUACUGCGUGUGGUGGAACUCCUGGUGGAGAAAAUGCCAAACGAUGUCGCUGAUCACCUGGUGGAGGUGAUGGAUGUCACAAUGCACUGUCUUGAUCCCAGUCAGCUCAAGUCAAAAGGAUUGAUGGAUCUGUUCCCUGCCAUUUGUCGGUUCAGCAUGGUCACUGUGUGUCCAGUCACGAAGAGGAUCUGGGUCGGAGCAAAAAAUGGUGGCUUGGCUUUCUAUGAUCUCAAACAACAUUCAAAAUGUCAGAUGACCACUGCCCACUCGGGCCCAGUGGUAGCCACAUGUGUGUCUCCAGAAGGAAAAUACCUGGCUACCUACUCCCAUAUUGACAACAGACUCAAGUUCUGGCAGACGGCAUCCUCGUCUUUAUUUGGGAUUGGGUCUCAGCAGACAAAAUGCGUAAAAUCAGCACCAACUCCUCCUUGUCCAGUGACUAAUCUAACAAAUCUAUUAAAAUUGGUUCGGCUUGUGUGGGUGGAUGCUAGAACAGUGAUUAUGUUGACUGUGGAUGGAAGUGAGCAAAGAUACAGUAUCUAAAGAUAAGUCAGGACAGAAUUUCAAAAUGGGAUUUUACAUCUUAUACUGGUCAAAUCUAGGUCAGUGUAAAAUGGAACCUUUGGACAAUGUUAUGAUGUUGUCCUUCAAUAUCAAGAAGACAGGAACCACUUUUACGGUUGUGAGACUGAAGGGCUUUCAUUACUGGUAGUGAAGUGUGAAAAAUGUUGUUGGGAAUGAAGGGCUUCCAUUACCGGUAAUGUUGUUGGGAAUGAAGAGCUACCAUUACCGGUAAUGUUGUUGGGAAUGAAGAGCUUCCAUUACCGGUAAUGUUGUUGGGAAUGAAGAGCUACCAUUACCGGUAAUGUUGUUGGGAAUGAAGAGCUACCAUUACCGGUAAUGUUGUUGGGAAUGAAGAGCUACCAUUACCGGUAAUGUUGUUGGGAAUGAAGAGCUUCCAUUACCGGUAAUGUUGUUGGGAAUGAAGAGCUACCAUUACCGGUAAUGUUGUUGGGAAUGAAGAGCUACCAUUACCGGUAAUGUUGUUGGGAAUGAAGAGCUUCCAUUACCGGUAAUGUUGUUGGGAAUGAAGAGCUUCCAUUACCGGUAAUGUUGUUGGGAAUGAAGAGCUACCAUUACCGGUAAUGUUGUUGGGAAUGAAGAGCUACCAUUACCGGUAAUGUUGUUGGGAAUGAAGAGCUACCAUUACCGGUAAUGUUGUUGGAAAUGAAGAGCUACCAUUACCGGUAAUGUUGUUGGGAAUGAAGGGCUUCCAUUACCGGUAAUGUUGUUGGGAAUGAAGAGCUACCAUUACCGGUAAUGUUGUUGGGAAUGAAGAGCUACCAUUACCGGUAAUGUUUUGGAACUAUCAUUACAGAUAAAUGUGUCGAGGCUGAAGGACUACCGUUACAGAUAUAAGUGUCGAGGCUGAAGGACUACUGUUACUGAUAUUAAUAGGUCAGGAGGGCAUUAUGGGUAUGAAGUACGAUGUAAAAAUUUUGAUCCAGAAUUUAUGUAAAUUCUGAUUCAAAUAGAAAAGAUCUAUUUUGUGAUUCCUUGUAAAAGGGUCUAUUCCAUAGUGAUAUAUAUGUCUGUUGUAAAUAUAUAGCAAUCUAAAUGUAUUGCUUUGUUAGAUAUAUUUGAGCUAUUUAAUGGCUAUUUCUGUGAUCCGAACAUUCUCUUUGUGGAUGAGAGUGUGUGCUUGUUUGUUACAUUUUGACAUAUUAUUUAUUGUAAAAAAGAAAUUGUUAUCAACUCAACCUCAUCCUUGAUGAAAACUAGUAUUAGUGAUCAAUUUUUCUUUCAUCAAAAUAAAUGGACUACUUUUUCAAAAAUUUGGACAGAUUUCAAACUUUCUUAAAGAAUCAGACAUGGGCAAGGUCCUUUGGCCUUGUUUUUAAUUAUAUGCUUAAACUUUACCACAGGUUGACUUUUGAUAUCCAAAUGUAUUGUUAAUGUAUCAUGUGAAAAUGAUGUUUAUUUUCAAAUUUGUUGUUUAAACUUUGUUUACUAGAAAGUAUAAUUAUUAUUUCAGUGGCAUUACACCUUUAUGUCUGUGAUUUUUUCGGAGUUAUCUCCCUUAAAAUUGUUGAUAAGAUUUAAGUUAUCUACAUAAGAUAAAGUAUUGGGGAAAAAAGCCUUAACACUGGUAUUUGUCAAGAAAGUAACACAUGUAAUAGAUAUUUUUAAAAAAAGGUCACACAUAUGGUUUGACCUUUCACCCUUGUUUUAGCGGGUCAUGACCUGAUGUUUCACUCUUCAGAGGUCAGCAGUACUGGUAUUCUGGUGUGUUUUAUCAUCUUUUAAUCCAAUACAACAAUUGUCUAGUCUCUUUUGGUAAAUAUAAAUAAACCAAACUAUUAGGGAAUGACACACUACACUAGUAACAGAUAUCUGACUGCACACAUGGUGUAUAGAAUGGUCUUGUUUGAUUAGUCAGAAAUGACCGACAUUGAUGUCCAAGGAAGAAAUCUUUGAGACAGUGUUAAUAGACAAGUGGACUUUAUACACAUUUUAGAUAAGUGGUUUGGACAUAAGAUAUGGUCUGUUUAGGGAGAUGGUCUAAUAGAAACCAGACACAAAGCCAGGCAGUUUUGAUGUGUACACAAACUAGAAUGAGCAGGGAUGCAGUGAGCUGGAGCUCCCUGCUCUCCAUUUAGGAGUAAAGAAUUAAUAGAAGGUUGGAAUACAAUGCACCCACCCAAUAGCUAAGGAGAACUAAAUACACUUUGGCAAUAAUUAGACAAAUAAUUUGCUCUUGAUUUGUAAACAGCUGCACUUUUGUAUAAGUGUACUUGAUUGACAAGUAUUGUGAAUCACUUCUUUUGAGAGGGAUUAAAUGAAAAGAAAUAUGAUCUCAUCAAGUGUGUAUACAGUUUCGACGUCCUAGUUACUGUCCCUAAAGAUGACCUCAUCGGGUGUGUAUACUACAAACACCCCAGUCAGAUACCCUACUCACUGAUAUUCAUCAGGUGUAUAUUAUAAACGUACUUACAAUGGUUAUUUAGCACCAUCAAAUUUUAGCAACAUCAAAUUUCAGCAACAUCAAAUUUCAGCACAGUCAAAUUUUAGCACUGUCAAAUUUCAGCACCAUCAAAUAUUAGAACCAUCAAAUCUUAGCACCAUCAAAUUUCAGCACAUUAUUGUUUCUGACAAAUAUCGCAGACAAAACACUAUGAUCAUAAUAAAACAGUCACAUUUUUGCACAACAUUUUCCGUGGAAAAUGCACUAGAAUAGGGUUCACAUGAAAAUAUGUACAUUUACAAUGUUUGUUUUCUGUACAUUUCACUUUACCUAGCUAUACAUCCACAUGAAAUCCAGCUUAAUGUACGCCAGUGUUUCUUUUGUGUGAUAGCAGAAGACCAACAAUAAAUGCUAACUGACAAAAUAUGUUUAAUGUUGAUAUUUAUAGUCAUCUUGAUUUUUAAUAGUUUACUGAAAGUAUUACCAUUUAAACUCAAUUUUACAUCUUAUCACAUUCUUUUUAUCUUGCCAUUUAAGAGACGCAUCAAAACUUAAAAGUUUUUAGAGUAAGUAAUAAGAAGUACUAUGAGUUCAUAUAUAACAUUCCACACCACUUAAACUUGUAUAUACAUUCUUUAGAGGUCAAAUAUCGCUGUAAUUUCAAUUUAGUCAUAUUUUUUCAAAAUUCAUCAGGGUUUUGAGGUAAGUUUUUGAAAGGCUUCUAGCUCCAUUCAUAUACUUCCACAGUCCUCCUAUUUCAUAUGAACAAUAACAAACAAUGGCUGCUGCCACUGAGACUGUAGCAAUCAUUGAUUGAUUUUGUUGAAAUAGACAUCUGUCUUUCAUUGUAGAUAUCACAUAAUGAAACUGAUUUUUCAUUAGAUAACUGUUUUGUCAUUUAUCUCAGUAGGUAUACAUUGUAUAAGAUAUUUAAUUUGUUCAUUGAGAGUAGAUAAUUUGUCUUCAAAUUUGUUUUACAUUUCUUAGAAUUUCACACAUUUCCAUAAAAACUAAAGAAAAAUUGGGUUUGAUGUAUGCUUUGUCUUUCAUAACAUUUGAAGAAAUUUUCACUCAAUUUUUUAAAGGUAGUUAUUAAACAUUUUGAAAGGUAAAUGAAAAAUCUCAAAUGAAACCAAAUACCUAUACCGUAUAUAUGAUGAGCCAUUUUAUAUUCUGUAAAUAUUCAGUGAAUGUUUGCCAUACAUGAUAGUAGUGGAUUGGGAAUCUUAAAAACAUGUCAUUUGGCUAACAUCUGAUGUGUAAAGAUUGGUUUUCGGUUGGUUUCAUAUCCGGGAUAAAUUUGAAAAGAGCUAUUCGUGUUUGAUAAUAGUGAAACAGCAAAAUUGAUUUUCACUGGUUAAAUAUUGGCUUGAAUGUAUUAAGUGGUGGGUGAUUUCACUUCCUGUUUCAGUCAAUAUUAAUGGAUUCAAGCAGUGUGCAAUAUCAUGUACAUAUAUAUAUAUAGAUAGUUUGUAUCGAGUCUAGUCUACAAUAUACUAUUUACUUGUAUUAAACACAUGUAUAUCAUAGCAAAUAAGUAUUUGCUUCAAUAAAUAUUUUUAAAAAA